AUGGUGAUGUGUUAUGCAGCUCAUUCAAUGCAAAAAAUGAUAUCGAAAGAUGAUUUUGGACAGACUUUGAAACAGGAGAAAUAUCAACUUUUGAAAGAACAACUUGAAGAUCUUGCCUGCGAAAUAGUGAAUAACUUCAAUUCAAGUGGGCCGGAGGGUGCAAUUCAGAUUCGAGAAGCACUACAUGCUGAUUUUAAGUCUGAAUUUCCUGCACUUGAAAGGAUAAUGACCCCGUAUGAAGAGUAUUUGUAUCGGAAGUUUGACAAGAGUAAAGAAAUUAUGACAGUUGCGUAUAAGGCGAAAGCAAUGAAGUUUCUUUCCCAAAAACCUUGUCUUAACUUGAUUCGAAUUCGAACUGAAUGUCGAAAAAUUGACAUAGGGAGUUGUGAUGGACAUGAGAAAAGAUACAAAAUUAGAGUUCAAAUAAAUAAAAAAGAGAAAUUAUUGGUGAAUACCAAUAUGAAAUUGUGGUUUCAUGCAGUAUUCCGGGGAAUUUAUAUUGGAAUGUUCGCAUACAUGUUGUGCAAAUUCCCAGUCUAUGAUGACUUCGAGGCUCUCGAUAGAACAUGGACUCAAUUAAUUCCAUUCUUUUACGUAUUGACUGUUCUCAUUGCACAGGUUUCAAUGACAUUUAUCAAGGCAAUCGAUUAUUUGAGUUUCCAUUGUUUCAAGUCAAAAGUCUUACCUCUUGAAUCAGACCAAUCAUAUCAAAAAAAGAACUGUGUAACUCUCCUCCAUCCAUAUUUCAAAUCGAAUAAACUCGCUCUAUGGAGAAUAUGUCUUGUCGUUCCACUUUUACUUUUGGAAGCAAUUCGAUUCAUACUUUUGACAAUCGAGAGAAAUAAGAAUAGAGCUCCAGAUGUGAAGAUGUGGUUUGGCGGUUGGGUUCUUGUUCCGAUUGUUUUGGAGCUUCUGUACUGUGCUCUUUUUGCAAUUGCUACCAUCUCUUCUCUUCGUUUCUUUCAUUUCGUUCAAUCACUCGGGUUUUUUGUUCAUCUUUUUAAGAAAAUGUGGAAAACAGUUGGAAUGUUUGUUCUCAUUUUCUGCACAUUUUGGUUUGUUUUGGCGGUGAUUCAUGUUAGUAUUUCAAGAACAUUCAUGUCAUCAAGAAACACAAUUUUGUAUACGGUUGCAUCACAAGGAAAAUUCGAAAUAUUUGGAGAAGUUCAAGAUGAAGAUCGAGUUGGAAACAUUUCGGAUUGUGGACAUUUCAAUAGAACGAUUUUUGAUUUCCUAGAUAUGGAUUACAUGGAAGCAAGUUGUCUGUUCCGAAGUUCCAUGUUGCCUUUUCUGGUCUUCACUUAUAUUUUUGUGACUGGAAUUCUUUUGGUUAAUUUGCUGACUGCUCAAUUAACCAAAGAAUACGAGAAAGAAUCUGAAAAUAGUCGAUACUACAAAGGAUUUCUCAAAUAUGAACAGCUCGCAAAAAUAGAAUCAAAGCUGUACUUGCCACCUCCAUUCUCUAUAAUCUACGUUCUAAUUCGAAUACUUUUUGCUCUUUUCACUGGAAUAUGCUCAAUAUUUAAUUGGAUCACAUGCUGUAAUUGUCAAUGUUUAUUCCCGAACUCAUCGAAAUUCAUCUGGAAAAAUAUAAUUGGAAAUCUGGAGGGAUAUCCAUGGGGAGCAGUGAGAGACUCAAAGGAUGAGCAUCAAACUGAAGAAGAAAUCAAAAACUUUUUGAAAAAACCACCUAAACCUCUCUGGGAAAAAUUGAAAGAAAUGGUCAAUGCGUACGAAACGUUUAAUGUGGAAAAUUUGAAAUUGUUGAAGAAGAAAAUUGAUGAAUUUUUAGACAACGAGACAGAAGAAGAACGAGAAAGAUCACAAUCAAGAGUUGGAACUGAUCGAGAUAGAAGAGAAAUCUCGAUGCAUCGAAAUCUAUCUUCUAUUAGAAAUCAGAGCUCGCUGGCUCGGCGAAUUCAAUCGGCCGAUGAUGAUCCAAGUGCCGAAGCAUCUAUUCCUACGUUUGAUUGA
Caenorhabditis remanei is the source of this 1974-nucleotide messenger RNA. RefSeq lists its product as uncharacterized. Gene Ontology annotation, biological process: monoatomic cation transmembrane transport. The transcript has 9 exons. Lineage: Eukaryota; Metazoa; Nematoda; Chromadorea; Rhabditida; Rhabditidae. The record is from RefSeq and is a predicted model, not a curated record. Gene Ontology annotation, molecular function: monoatomic cation channel activity. The coding region runs from base 1 to 1974 and encodes 657 amino acids.